Messenger RNA from Caenorhabditis auriculariae, 3008 nucleotides. The record is from the annotation of a GenBank genome assembly. NCBI's taxonomy places the organism in Eukaryota, Metazoa, Nematoda, Chromadorea, Rhabditida, Rhabditidae.
AUGUACGAAGGCGCAAAGUCUCAUGUAAAUCGGGAAGACUAUUUGAUGGGAAAGAAGGUUCCAUUUGAGGAUUUUGAGAAAAUUGCACAUUUUUUUUCCAGGUUGACAAAAACUUCGAGAAAUAUUCUGAUGUUGUAAAUGCUGAAAAAGCUGAGGUUAUAGAAACAAUUGCUCAAACAAGGUACAAGAAUAAUUAAAGAUUAGUAGUCAUGAUUUCGCAGAAUAGUUUACAAUCCCUCGUCAACCUCGACGUCCAAAACUUCUUUCUUGCAAAAAGACAUUAUCAAAACAGAAGAUCCGUUUGUUGCUGUCAAGGUUUCAAAAUGCACGUUUCAUGAUUUUCAAUAUAUUCUUUAGAUUCGCGAAGAAAAGAAACGAAGAGAGAUGAUGGAAAAUCCAUUAGUAAAGCUCAAGUUUCAAAAGAUGAUCAAAGAGAUGAUGACGGAUAAAGAGAAGAAAAAGAAAAAGAAGAAAUCUAAGAAGAAGGAAAAGUCGAAAAAAGAAGAUGGUCGCAAAGAAAAGGUAAUAAGUCAGUCAACGUGAAAUAUUCUUGUUUUAGAAAAAGAGGUCAAGAAGCUCUUCCAGCUCUUCGGAAAAUGAUACAGAUGAAGAUGACAGGAAAAAAGUUUUAAUUUCUUUCUUUUUCGAUCGUGCCAAAACUUUUCUUUUUCAGAAGUCGAGACGUAUUUCAACGUCGCAAUCCAAGUCUUCAGUCAGUAUCUUUUUUUUUCUGUCAAUGAAAAACUCGUUCAUUCAGAAAAAGGGUGCCCGAUCGCGAAGUUCUUCUAGAAGUAUUGUGAGCGAAGAUGAUAGAAAAAAUGUUUUUUUUUUGUUGAUCCGUGUAAUUUUCAUGUUCCUUUUUCAGCGUUCGAGAGGAGAUCGUAGCAUAUUCUCUUCGCGAAAAGACAAAAAGUCGGAGGUUUGUUUUUUUUUCCCCCUUUUGUCUUGAGAAAUUUUUUCUAGAAGGAUAAGCGCAGAAGCAGAAUUUCGAGAGAUCGAUCUUCUUCUGGUGAAGAAGCGGAAAAGCACAGAAGGAGAGCGGUAGCCACUCUUUCGAUAUUCUGGACUGAGAUUUUCAUUCCAGAAACAUUCGCCUUCGCCUAAAAGAAGGAGAAGAAACUCUUCAACAGAAAAAAGAGGCGAUAGAAGGUUCGAUUCACGUGUUUUCAAGCUCAUCAACAAUCUUUUUCAGCUCUCGUUCACACACAGUCAGUAGGAAACAGGGGGAUUCUGAAAAGGAUCGACAUCACAAAAGGUUAUCCUAAUUCUAUGAAGAUCUUCGUUAAAUUUUUUUGGAAAGGAACAGAAGUUCAUUAAAACAAUAGGGAGAUAAACUAGACAUUCCAGUUUUUUUCUCAUUUUCAACUUUUUUUCGAAAAGAAACUAUUCGUCUUUUAUCACUGUCAAUUUCUUAAAAUGCAAAUGUAAUGAAUAUUUUAUAUAAAUUAGAGGAACUUGUAUUAGCUAUUUAAAACGUUCACUCAAAGAAAUAAAAAAAUUCUUUUUUUCAUCUCGAUCCUCCAAUCCGGUGGGAUAACAUUAAAAACAGAUCAUUUUUAGAAAAAGCCUCCGUUUUUGAAUCUUUCGAGUAUUUCAAAUAUUUUUGAUCCAGAGAAUCCUCCUCGUCGGAUGAAGAACCAGAAACUUCUCGUCGCUUCGAUUCUCACAUUCCCGCCCAUUUGUUGUCAAAGGUUUGUUUUUUUGUUUCAUAACAUUUUUAAUUCUUUCAAAGUUUUGACUGUUCGCAAAGGCAUGUCAUUCGUUUGAAAAACAAAAAAAGCGUUGAGAAAUGUUUCAAAUUCAGACAUUUUAAUUUUUUUCAAAUUUCUCAUAGAAACGAACCGAAAAAAACAUAGUAAAAAAACUUUUUUUAUUUGACAAAAAAAUAUUUUUUUAUUGAUUUUAUCUUUCCAUAUUUUUCCCUAAGUUGAUUUACUUACCAUCGAACUUUUUUUAAUUUAGAAAAAAAUAUUAAUUUUUUUAAUAUGUCUUAGGGAGAAGACGGUCAUUCCAAAAAAGAGGACGCAGAAGAGAAACCCAGAAAUUACGGUUUGAUUGAGGUGAGAAUUAAUUUUCAUAAGUGAAAAGCGAAAAUUUUUAGCUAAAAUCAAGAACUGACAAAGAAAAAGAGAGAGACGAAAAAAGCGAAGAAAAGUCGAAUCCAUAUACUUUUGCACGGUUACCGGGAUCCCGUGCAGCUCGCAUCAAUCAACCAAAACAGGCAAGAAAAAAAUCUUUUUCACUUUGUUUUACUCUGAAAAAAACCUUUUAAAGCGCUAGAAAAAUUGAAGCGCCUAAUUUCAUUUUUUUUUAAUGAUUUUUUUUAAAACACCAUGUUCAUUGUUUGCCUUUAUAUAUAUAUUUUUUUUUCUUUUUUUGUGAAGUGAAUUUCUUAUUCCUCUGGUACUAAAUAUCGAAAAAAGCCAGAAAUUAUUUCCCGAUUCUCAAUCUGAAUCUUUCCGAAUUUCAGGAAGUACCAGAGAAAAGGAAGCUGACCGAAGAGGAAAAACAGCGAAAACUGCGGGAAAUGCAGGCAAACGCCGAAUGGAGAGACGAAACUCGGAGCCGGAACAUCAGCAAGGCCAAAAAGGACGACGAAGAAGAGGACGAGGAAGCCGCGACCGCCAAGGCUCCUUCUUUCAUCAGGUUCUUUAUUCACUUUUCAUUCGAACCAAGUUAAUGUACAGAAAUCGCUUCCGUAUCUUCGAAAUUACACGCUCCCAGGUUAAAAAUAUACUACGGGGUUCGGCAAGAUAAACAGGAGAAUUAAUCGCUUAAAAAUUACAAGCCUUUAGUUUUAAUAUCUAUGCUAUAAAAAAUUAAAAGUUGAAAAAGAAGUUUCUCCAUGAUUUUUCAUUUACAAUUUUUGAAAAAAGUAAUCUCAACAUUCCAGGGCUCAAAUCAACAGCGCUUGUGACGACUUGUCAGUUGAAAAAAGGCUACAGAGCAGCAAAGGCAGCGUCCAACGAUCACACGGUUACAUGGAGAAAAAUUUCGCACGCAAGUAA